CCUCAGUGCCAAACAGACUGCAGUGCGCACCGGCAAAUGUUGCGCGCAUUUUGGAUGAAGAAGACCAUUCCGCUGCUGUUCUGAUAAUCGUCUCGUUUUGUUUGUUUGGAGGUCACUGAAAAAGGGAGAAGAGAAGAAGCGCAUCAAAACUUUAGUGGAUGCGCUAACGAUGGAAGGAAUCUAAAAAUCUCACCGUGCAGACUGAGAUUGACUUAUGGGGACUGUUAGCUAUGGAUACAGCAGAACAGCUGAACAUGACUCAAGUGGAAGAUUUGCAACGUGACUUUACGUCUUAUAACUGCUGCUCAUUUACAGGCAUAUUAAAUGAAGACUUUUUGGAGCUGGAUGACAGCACACAGCUGGUCGGAGUUCAAGUUAUUCUCAUCCUUGCUUACUGCACUAUCAUCCUGUUUGGAGUCACCGGAAACUCUUUAGUGAUCUACGUCGUGUACAAGUUUAGAAAUUUACGGACUGUGACCAACUUCUUUAUUGUAAACUUAGCCGUUGCUGACUUGCUGGUGAACAUGCUGUGUUUGCCUUUCACCCUUGCGUACACUCUGUACGGCGAGUGGAUGUUCGGUCAGGUGUUCUGCUUCAUGCUGCCCUACGCUCAAGGCUUGGCCGUGCACGUGUCCACUAUCACGCUGAACAUCAUCGCCUUGGACCGCCACAGGAGCAUCGUCUACCACAUGGAGACCAAGAUGUCCAAAGACAUGUGCGCUGUUGUGAUUGUCAUCACAUGGGCCGUCAGUGCCUUGUUGGCCAGUCCGCUCGCCAUUUUCAGAGAGUACGGGACAUUCGAUUUUUCACCCAACAAGUCCAUUCAGGUGUGUGCAGAGAAGUGGCCGGAAAGCAGCAUGAAUGGAAGCAUCUACAGCAUAUCGAUGCUGCUGGUUCAAUACGGUUUACCUUUGGCCAUCAACUCCGUCGCCUACAUCCGCAUCUGGAAGAAACUGAAGAACCACAUGACGUACGGUAGAAACGACCGCCAUCAGCGCAGGAAGAAGACCACCAAGAUGCUGCUGACCAUGGUGGUGGUCUUUGCUGUGUUGUGGUUGCCGUUCCACGCCUUCCAGUUGGCCGCGGACAUCGACAGUGCUGUGCUGUCCAUGAAGGACUUCAAACUGCUUUACACCGUGUUUCACAUUGUGGCGAUGUGCUCGACGUUCGUCAACCCCAUCCUGUACGGGUGGAUGAACAACAACUACAGAUCGGCCUUCAUGUCAGUGUUUGAGUACUACAGGCCCUCCAAUGUGACGUCGAGAUGCUCCAAAAGCAGAGAGACACAGAAUGAGGAAGACAGGGUUUGUACUGAUUGCAAAUCAUCAAAUGUCUGAGACACACAAUGGGAGACAGAUAAUUGAUAAUCAUUUGCUGAAAUGUGAAGUGUGUAUUGUUUGUUUAUUCUUGUUUUCUUUUGUUUUUGAUGAUGUUGAACAUUUUUUAAAAGGGCUUGGAAGAGUCAUACGAGCUCUCACUAAAAAAAAACAAAACAAGAAGUACUUUCCAACUUUAGUGUUUCUGAUUCAAACUAUGAUGAGUGUGUUUGUUUCACAUGCGUGGUAAUGAAGUUUCAGACAGAUCUCUUAGUUUAUGAAAAGAUUUCCAUCCUAAUUCAGAUGACUCAACUGGUGGAGCUUGAUUACUGAUGACUUUUUAAGAAAGAAAGUUAUAGCUGUGGUUUUCUCCACAUGGUAAAAAUAAUGUAUUUAAUAAAACGGUAGAAAAAAAUAGCCAUACAGUCUUUUUAUACCGGAAUGACUGAGAAAAUAUUUCACUGGGAACAAAUAUGAAGAAUACAUACUGAUCCUAUCCCUGCUGAUAAUUUAUACACAGUCCCUUAUUAGGAAAAGAGAUCUGGUCAUAUUGGUGCUACGCUGUGAGAUCAGACAACGUAAUGACAUAUUUAUUGACAAAUGUGAGUGUAAUUCAGCAUAAUGAGGCACAUUGUUGUCAGUGUUAUAUAGAAAUAGACAAACAGGUAAAAUAGGGAUAUUUCACAUCAUAUUUGUUUCUAUGAUUCUCUUAUAGCUACAGCUGCAGCCACAAUUCUUCAACUUUGCUCAAUGAAUAGUUCUUCUGAGUUGAAGAUCUCAUUGUUUGUUUUGUAAUACAACAAUGAAAGAACUGUUCAUCCCCAAUCUAAUAAUUUUGGUGUUUUUAAUCACUUACUUGCAUGCAAGGCCACCGCAUUGUUUUAAAAUGCAUUUGUGCUGUUUACAUUCAGUGUACAGAAGCCAACAAUCAGAAAAGACAGGUCUGUAGAGAAAAUUCCUCUUUCCCCUGAACUCACCAUUCAGCCCAUAUGUGUCUCAUUUAGUUUGGAAUCAUCUGUAUGGUCAUGACCAAGACAUUUGACCUUGCAAGCAUCGACACUUGAGCUGAAUUCAAACGUUUUUUCUGUCCUUUUGCAUUUAAUUUGUUACACAUUUGUUGACCUUUUUUUUGACCUCAGUCUUUAAACCUGAGGUCAAAUUCAGCUUUUUUAUUCAUUCUUGAAAAGCUGCAGGAAGAAACUGAAUCCGUUGCUUUCAAUAAAUAAUAGCCUAACACAAAGAUGGAGAACAUUCAAACAUUCAGCAAUAGAGGUAAUAUGUGAUUUCAGUAAGCCUGAACUGAAACGCUCUUUUCUGUCUAACCUGCAGUCCGUUACAGAACAUUAAAUGUGAGUCGGCCUUAAAAACUUCUCUAACCUUCACUUUUGUGAAAGAUUCUUAUGUAUUGAUUUGAUUCAAUACUAAAAAGCACGUAAAAAAUGCUUUGAAACUAUGACAACGAUAGGUGGCAAAGACCAUCAGGUAAAGAAAAGCAGCUCACAUCUUACAAAUCAUAUCUUUUACAGUAAACUUUGCAAGUUUCUUUCAAGUGGAUGAACUUGCGCUGAACUUUUUUCUUCUUUUGUUGUUAAAGAAAGUCAAGAGUCCAUUUCAAUCAUUUGUGCUUUUUUUGAAACUUGAAUAAAGUCCCAGUGAUGUAAGCCGCUCUCAGUAUUUUCACUCCACGUGGUCCAAUACACACCACCUGUCCAAAAGGGAAAAGAAAAAAAAAAAAAAAAACGCAAAUUGAAUUUAACUAAGCAAAUAGGUAGAAGCCUUCCAUUGGAUAAUUACUGCAGUGAUGAAUAUAUUUCAGCAGCAACAACUUAUUUAACUCUAGCUCAUGCAGUGAGGAGCUUCUCGUUUCUUAAACAGCCGUGUUGGAAGACAUAUCCUGUGGUCAUGGAAAGGAUGUUAAUCUGUCUCAGAAAGAUCAAAUUAUUGGCCUGCAUCAAGCAAAGAAAACAACUAAGGAGAUGUCUGAAACUACUGAAAUCAGGUUAAGAACCCAUUAUUAAAACCUGAAGGAUAGUGGUGAACCAUCAUCUUCAAGGAAGAAAUGUGGUCGGAACAAAUGUCUUAGAUGAUCGUAGGAAAUCAACAGUAGAAUUCAGGACUAUGUUCAAUAGUAAAAGUAAGAGCACUUCCACACGCACAGUGCAAAGGGAAUGCUAAGGAUUGGGACUAAGCAGCUGUGUAGCUCUAAGAAAACCACUGAUCAGUGAGGCUAGUCAGAGAAAAAGGCUUCAGUUUGCUAGGUAGCAUAAAGAUUGGACUCUGGAGCAGUGGAAGAAGGUCAUGAGGUCUGAUGAGACCAGAUUUACCCUGUUCCAGAGUGAUGGAGGCAUCAGGGUAAGAAGAGAGGCAGAUGAAGUAAUGAACUCAUCAUGGCUGUAACCUGUGGGGGUUAGGGUUAUGAUCUGGGGUUGGUCAGGUUCAGCAACAUUAUGUUCCCAAAGAAUGAGGUCAGCUGGGUACCUGAAUAUCCUGAAUGACCAGGUCUUUCCAUCAGUGGAGUUUUUCUUCUCUGAUGUCAUGGGCAUGUUCCAAGAUGAUGAUGCCAGGAUUCAUGGGGCUCACAUUGUGAAUGAGUGAAUCAGGGAACAUGAGACGUCAUUUUCACACAUGGAUUGACCUCCACAGAGUCCAGACCUCAGCUCCACUGAGAAUCUUUGGGAUGUGCUAGACUUUGUCCAACUCUCCCAUCAUCAGUAUAAGAUCUUAGCAGAAAAUGAAUGCUUUUCUGGACAGAAACAAAUGCUGUGACCUUGCAGAAGCUUAUCAAAAUAUUGCCACAGAGAACAUGUGUGGUUCUCAGAGCUAACGGCGGCCCAGUGAAACAUUAGAGUGUGCCACUUUUUGUUUUGGACGGACAGUGUACGUUUGGUUUUACUUGUUAGGGUUGAUCAUCACAUGUUUCACUGUAGUGAAGCCUCAGUAUUAUGUACAUCUCUACUUACCACCUCAUGGCCAGAAACUACUGAAGAGAAACUGAUGUCAUUAUCUGUGCUGUUGUGUUAACAGAGGUUUUGCAAGAUGAGCUCCUGUAUAUUUGCCUUAAAUGUAUUUUUCUUGGCGUAUCCGUAAAGUUUUACUGUGUGUUUGUCAUACUUGUGUUUAUCACUUGAUAUGCUGCUGUUCACCAUCAGGAAUUUACUGCAUUUAUUAAAAGGAUCUUCGUCGAGUUAAUUAUAAAUCAAACCACUGAGCAGCAACAUUCAUUUGUUGUACAAUGUCCUGCAGAGACAAGAAAUAAAAAUGUAAAAUCUUUUUGUGUUUGAA
Molecule: messenger RNA, 4598 nt
Organism: Acanthochromis polyacanthus (spiny chromis)
Lineage: Eukaryota; Metazoa; Chordata; Actinopteri; Pomacentridae
Gene: npy2r
Product: neuropeptide Y receptor Y2
Exons: 2
Coding region: 231-1337 (368 amino acids)
Biological process (GO): G protein-coupled receptor signaling pathway
Cellular component (GO): membrane
Molecular function (GO): neuropeptide Y receptor activity
Source: RefSeq, a predicted model, not a curated record